GUUUUUCUUUCUUUUGCUGACUUUUCUAAACUUCUUUCUUCCACAAUGAAUCGUCGGUGAUACGUUCAGCCAUUUGUCCAAACUACGAGCAUUCCCACUUGGGCCCAAAAAAUGGUAAAAUACUAAUCAAAAUCGAAUAUGUCUAUUCCAGGUUUCCUUUCUUCCUUCCCAAUCCCAGCUUCCCUAUUUAAAUAUUCCACCAGGCACUGCCACUCUGCCGCAUUAAACCCUCUUUCCCACUUUCCAAUCAGUUCUCAGUUCUCACAUAGCUGAUAUAGCUCCCCUUUUUUCUACAUCUCUCUCUGUUUCUAAGCGCAAGAAUGGCAGCGAUCAAGAUCCACGGAAGCCCUUUCUCCACUGCCUCUCAGAGGGUAUUUGCCACUCUUUACGAGAAAGAUGUUGACUUUGAAUUCGUCAACGUCGACAUGCGUACCGGCGAGCACAAGAAGGAACCUUUCCUAUCUCUCAACCCAUUCGGGCAGGUUCCCGCUUAUCAAGAAGGCGACUUGACCCUCUUCGAAUCAAGGGCAAUCACAGACCACAUAGCCCAGAAAUUCGCAAGCAAAGGGGCACAGCUGGUAACCGGAGAGGCAGAGAUGAAAGUAUGGCUGCAAGUGGAAGUCAACCAUUUCGAGCCGGCUUCGUCACAGCUGGGGUGGGAGCAAGUGUUCAAGCCCAUGUUCGGGAUGACCACGGAUCCAGCAGCAGUGGAAGCCAAUGAGGCCAAGCUAACCAAAGUUCUGGAUGUGUACGAGGCGAGGCUGUCCAAAUCCAAGUACCUGGGAGGCGACCAGUUCACAUUGGUCGAUCUCCACCACCUCCCCAACCUUCAGUGCUUGAUUGGAACGCCCACCAAGAAGCUCUUGGAUUCUCGCCCCAAAGUCAGCGCUUGGAUUGCUGAUAUCACUGCCAGGCCUGCUUGGGCCAAGGUCCUUGCUAUGCAGCAGAAACACUGAAACUAUAGGAAAAAACAGUGCUGCUCUCGUCGAUCUGAGGAGUUGGGACUGUUUAUGUGGGUUGGAGGCUGUUUUUGUCUUUGUGUUUGUUGUUGCCUUUUGUCUUUGUGUUUGGUUGGACCUGCCUGAGUUUUCUUGUUGUUCUAGUCUUCUAUGGAAGACUGGAUGGGGAACUUUUCUUGUAUGGCAUUUCAAGAAUAAAAGUAGGCCAUUGGGUGUGGUUGGUGUUGACUGUAUUUGUUCUUUGUGUUUGUUUUUGAAGAGAAAAGGAAUGAGAAUCAGAAAAAAGGGUAGCUUUGCCGACCUCUUAAAAGUUAAAAGACUUUGCCGGCCAUUUUGGUUUUUCUUUUCUAACUCGUUAUAGUGAUGAC
This is a messenger RNA of Linum tenue, 1327 nucleotides long. The record is from the annotation of a GenBank genome assembly. NCBI's taxonomy places the organism in Eukaryota, Viridiplantae, Streptophyta, Magnoliopsida, Malpighiales, Linaceae.